AUCGGAUCGCACGACCUCGAUCUCGACACCCCCACCCCUCCAUUCCGAUAUGUAGCCCGUACACCCACCAACAUCACUUUCGCGCCUCUCAGUCAGGAAACAGUGCACACCGCUUGCAGAGCUUAUGCAGAUCUACGAAUCGGACAAACACCUCUCCUGGUACUUACCCAUCAUCCAAUAUUCAGUUGUCUAUCCGAUCGUUUAUGAUGCAGAGGAUCACGUGUUAAGCUUGCCAACCCAUCAUCAACUCGGAGCAUAGUAAGAUCAUGCUGGAGACUAAGAAUGUGUUCAUUGAUACGACUGCUACAGAUGAUACGAAGCUGCAGAUCAUGAUUAAUAUGGUGGCGAGUAUGUUUUUGGAGUACUGUGCUGAGCCUUUCACGAUUGAGCCUUGCAAGAUUGUCUUUCCUGACGGUUCGACGCUCAUAUCUCCUAAUGUCACUCCCUGCACCGUGACUGCACGCGUGUCGUACAUCAAUUCCUCCACCUCUCUUUCCCUAACACCCUCCACAAUCCAGUUCCUCCCAACACGCAUAAGCCUCUCACCCACCCUCUCACUCAACGACUCCAACGCUCUAAUUGUCUCACUUCAGUGCACGCGUCCCAACAUCUUCCACGAGGUCAACAUAAUGGAAGACGCAGCAGUCGCUUACGGGUUCAACAACCUCCCAGAUAUCUUCCUCCAGGCCAGCACAGUCGCACAGCCGUUAUCAAUCAGCAGACUCAUGGACAUUAUCCAGAAAGGAAUGGGCGAUGGCAGCAUGAGUUGA
Molecule: messenger RNA, 770 nt
Organism: Suillus subalutaceus
Lineage: Eukaryota; Fungi; Basidiomycota; Agaricomycetes; Boletales; Suillaceae
Exons: 2
Coding region: 267-770 (167 amino acids)
Biological process (GO): phenylalanyl-tRNA aminoacylation
Cellular component (GO): phenylalanine-tRNA ligase complex
Molecular function (GO): magnesium ion binding; ATP binding; RNA binding
Source: RefSeq, a predicted model, not a curated record